AUGCCUGACGAACACAUGGACGAUUCUGAAGGCUCGCCUGUCCAGCAGGCGCAGCAGAUCGCCUCCGCUGGCGCUGACGACAAUACAGCUUCGGUGCCUCGCGAUAACUCGGGCAUGCCCAAGCCAAAACGUCUCGCUUGCAUGGUGUGCCGGAAGCGCAAGCUCAAGUGCGACGGUGUCCGACCUAGCUGCAGCACCUGUUCCCGUCUGGGGCAUACGUGCGCCUACGAUGAGCAGCGCAGGAAGAGCGGACCGAAGAGAGGCUACGUCAAGGCCCUGGAGGAGAGACUGAAGCAAGUAGAGACCCUUCUCAAGACGCAGGAUCCAAAUGCUGGCCCCGCAGCAGCGACAGCCGAUAAGAGCGGCGGCAGCGCCCCGCUGCAGAAGUCCAUGGGCCUCUCUGCGGGUGUCGAUUGGGACGCGAAUGCUAGACAGACCUUCGGUCGCGAGUCGUCGCAACAGCCCGGCCUUUCUGCUGGCGGUGGCCCUCCCCCUCCCCCGAUGGACGACUUUUCCUUCGGCACUGCCGCCAUGGGCAUCGAUAAUGACGACUUCUCCUGGGAGAUGAUUAGCAUGGGACUCGAGGAGCCCCUUCCGCCGCAGCAGACAAUCGACGAGCUCCAGCAGAUCUACUUUGAAAAGGUUCACCCGUCCAUACCCAUGAUACACAGGUGCCGCUACCUGGCAGCCAUGGACCUGCCGCCCAACCAGAGACCGCCCGUCUGUCUGCGCUACGCCAUGUGGACCAUGGCGUGUUCCAUCACCGACAGGUUCCUGGACAUGAGGCACCUGUUCUAUCAGAGGGCACGCAGGUAUCUCGAGGGAGACUAUAUCAAGGGCUUCGGAGAGCACAUGAUCUCCGUUGCUCACUGCCAGACGCACAUCCUGCUCUCCUUUUACGAGAUGAAGAUGAUGUACUUUCCGCGUGCGUGGAUCAAUACCGGUUCUGCCGUCAGGCUCGCCCAGAUGAUCGGACUUCAUCGUAUCGAUGGCGCAGGGAUGGAAGUGAAGCAGUGCCUACCACCCUCGCAAGACUGGACCGAAUGCGAGGAGAGGCGGCGAACCUUCUGGAUGGCCUUUUGCGAGGACCGGUACGCGAGCAUAGGCACGGGGUGGCCCAUCGCGAUCGACGAGCGGGACAUCGUGACCAACCUGCCGGCGUCGGAGGAGGCCUUCGAGAUGGGCCGGCCGGAGAGGACGAUGUCGCUGGGCGAGGCCAUCGAGCCGUCGGGGGCCUCGGGGCUGUCGGCCUUUGGCGCCGUCGUCCUCAUAGCCAGCCUGUUCGGCCGUAAUCUGAUGCACCUCCACCGCCCGGACGCCGACGACGACGAGGAAAACCUCAACGGGCCCUUCUGGAAGCGCCACCGUCAGCUCGACAACAUCAUCCUCGACACGUCGCUCAACCUGCCCCCCAACCUCAAGCUGCCCGCCGGCAUCUCGAGCCCCAAUGUCGUCUUCGCCAACAUGAGCAUCCACACAUCGACCAUAUGCCUGCACCAGGCCGCCAUCUUCAAGUCAGAGAAGCACAACCUCCCCGGCUCGGUGGGGUCCGAGAGCAAGAUCCGCUGCAUCACCGCCGCCAACGAGAUUGCCAGCGUCAUGCGCACCGUAUCCCACAUGGACCUCGCUUCGAUGAACCCGUUCAUCUCAUUCUGCCUAUACGUCUCCGCACGCGUAUUCGUCCAGUACCUCAAGAGCCGACCGGACGACAGCCAGACGGCCGACUCGCUCAACUUCCUCUUGUCGGCCAUGCAUGCGCUGAAGCGUCAGAAUCCCCUGACCGAAUCCUUCCUCGUCCAGCUCGACGUCGAUCUCGAGGUGCUGUCUGCGCGGAUACCCAGGCUGAGAAGCCAAUUUCCCCGACCGGGCGACAGUCCACAAGGUGAGGACAACCUCCGUACCAUCCGGACCGGGACCCCCCGUGGCACCACGUGCGACCGAGGCUUGCGCAGCAUCAUGGUCCGCGGCGAAGUUGACUACGUCGACAUGGCGGGCAAGAACGGGAAGGAGACGGACGCGCCGAACACGCUGGACACCGGCCUAAACACGCAGCAGUGGUUCCCGGCCGAGUCGCUGUCCGGCGCCGCAUCCAGCUACGAUCGGACCAACAGCGGUGAUAAUCAGGGAUCCACGGACGGGCAGUCGAACCGGCCCACGCCCAAUUCCAGCACCAACAGCGGCUGCAGGGACAGCGCGGCUGCAGGUGCAGGUGCAGGUGCAGGUGCGAGCGCGAGUGCAAGUGCAAGCGCAAGCGCAAGCGCAGGCGCGUAUUUCUCUUGUCGCCACGAGCAGCAGCACGCGGAUCCGUCGGCGGCCGCUGCUCCAUACCAGAGCAUUCCCGUGUCGCCACAGCAGCAGCAGCAGCAGCAGCAGCACAAUACCAUGGUCGGCAAUCAGACUGGAGGAGGAGGAGGAGGAGGAAGAGGUGGUGGCGGUGGUGGUGGUGGCGGCCGUGGUGUAGUGGGGAAUUCAGGCAACUUUUUCGUCUCACAUAACCAACAUCAACAUCAACAGGGACAACAGCAGAAUGCAUUUGACAUGGCGAAUGGUUGGGCCAAUAUCCAGAGUCAGGUCACUAUGCCACAGGUUGGAGAUGGUGUGUUGAGGGUACUGAUGAAUAUGGGACCUAUGGAUGCCAUGGAUCUGUCUUCUUGGGAUCAAGGGAACGAGGCUAUGAGGUGA
Molecule: messenger RNA, 2682 nt
Organism: Geosmithia morbida
Lineage: Eukaryota; Fungi; Ascomycota; Sordariomycetes; Hypocreales; Bionectriaceae
Product: Fungal trans
Exons: 5
Coding region: 1-2682 (893 amino acids)
Biological process (GO): regulation of DNA-templated transcription; DNA-templated transcription
Cellular component (GO): nucleus
Molecular function (GO): zinc ion binding; DNA-binding transcription factor activity, RNA polymerase II-specific; DNA binding
Source: RefSeq, a predicted model, not a curated record